Messenger RNA from Sphenostylis stenocarpa, 525 nucleotides. Lineage: Eukaryota; Viridiplantae; Streptophyta; Magnoliopsida; Fabales; Fabaceae. The record is from the annotation of a GenBank genome assembly.
AUGCUCAGCAAGCUCAGGUUUGGGGUUGGGGAGGAUUCUGACAUAAAUUACUUGGGCCCUAGCAGCAUCUAUUUCUCAACCCUAUUCAACACAAAAUUGAGGAGUGCAGUGACACUGCAAGUUUGUUACAGAAACAGAGGAUUGGAUCCGCUGGAGAAUAUGAAUAGUAGAACCAGAGCCCUCACCCGCAAGUCCGUUACAAUGGUGGUGGUGGCGUGUGUACGUGCUAGUAAGACUAUAACUUUGGCUGCUUUUCAGUAUGCAUUUGAUAUUGUGAUUGGCAUGUUUACGGAAGUGGAAGUUCUCUUUUCACCCGCUGACUUCUUUGCUUACUUUGAUAUGGCCAAUUUGAUGACACCCAUAUUUAGAGUCACUUUAGCUUGGUCAUUUCCGUUGUAUGGCCCUAGUCUCUUCGUCCCAAAUGAAAUCAAACACUCAAUCCCCUACCUCUGUCCCUGGCCUGAUUUUAUUCCAUAUGUAGUUUGGCUUCAGCUUAGUCCCAUGCGUCACCCAAUUUUUCACUAG